Malaclemys terrapin pileata is the source of this 809-nucleotide messenger RNA. RefSeq names its product peroxiredoxin 1 (gene PRDX1). The record is from RefSeq and is a predicted model, not a curated record. Gene Ontology annotation, cellular component: cytosol. NCBI's taxonomy places the organism in Eukaryota, Metazoa, Chordata, Testudines, Emydidae. Bases 122 to 721 code for a protein of 199 amino acids. Gene Ontology annotation, biological process: cellular response to stress; leukocyte activation; cell redox homeostasis. Gene Ontology annotation, molecular function: thioredoxin peroxidase activity. The transcript is spliced from 6 exons.
GAGGCUAUAAAGCCACAGUUACAGAGCUGGAGUGUAGGCUGUUUAGUUAGUCUCGGGAUCCGGUUUCUGUGUGUGUUAAGUGGUGUUUGAGGAGCCCGCCUUUCCUUUAUCCCAUAUCAAGAUGUCUGCAGGAAAUGCAUUUAUUGGGAAACCAGCUCCUGACUUCAAAGCCACAGCUGUGAUGCCAGAUGGGCAGUUCAAAGACCUCUCCCUCUCUGACUAUAAAGGAAAAUACAUCGUGUUCUUCUUCUAUCCCCUUGACUUCACCUUUGUUUGUCCAACUGAGAUUAUUGCAUUCAGUGACAGGGCUGAUGAAUUUAAGAAACUGAACUGUCAAGUAAUUGGAGCUUCUGUUGAUUCUCACUUCUGUCACCUUGCCUGGGUCAAUACUCCUAAGAAGCAGGGUGGAUUGGGUAGCAUGAGCAUUCCACUGGUUUCAGAUACAAAACGCACCAUUGCUAAAGAUUACGGAGUAUUAAAAGACGAUGAAGGUAUUGCGUACAGAGGCCUGUUCAUUAUUGAUGAUAAGGGAAUCUUGCGUCAAAUCACCAUCAAUGAUCUCCCUGUUGGUCGCUCAGUUGAUGAAACUCUCAGAUUAGUCCAGGCUUUCCAGUUCACAGAUAAACAUGGAGAAGUUUGCCCAGCUGGUUGGAAACCUGGGAGUGAAACAAUCAAACCUGAUGUUCAGAAAAGCAAAGAAUUCUUCUCCAAGCAGAAGUAAACUUGCUGCCUGUGCUAGACUGUGUUAGACUAGUAUCCUCGGACUGCCUUCUGGAAAAGAACAAGAGCGUCAAGUAUUUUUUUAAAUU